AUGAGAUUCGGCACGUUUCCCGACCCGGCGAGACAGGAGAGGCGAAACGCUGUCUUGAAUCUCGACAGGCGGAGUAGUCAGUUGCUGUGUGGCCUUUAUGAUAAAGAAAAGGAGCGCCGCUCGUCUCUCGGUGGCCGUCCGACCUCGUCAGCGCUGGACCAAAAGAUCAAGAGUCCCGUCUCUGGAGCGAGGUAUCCCGUCAUCAUGUCCACCACCGUCGAGCAACAGCCAGAGGUCCACCUUGUGCCGGGAGAGAUGCGGUACAAGCCCAGAUCCCGGACGAACGCCCACGGCUCAACCCCAAGCCCGCCUUCAGGGCCGGGAGAAUUGUAUCCGACAUACUUCCACUCCCGCCGCAUCAAGAAGGGGUCGGUGGAGAAGCCAUGGUUGGAGAACAAGGAUCCGCAGGAUAAAUGGGACACGAUCAUUCCCGCCUGCGGGCUUGUCAUUGGGUUGAUGAUUAUGGCGACCCUGAUUUAUUUGGGGUACACCAAGGUGACGCACCAUGAGUAUUGUCCGGUGUUGAUGGAUGAUUUCUCGAAGGGGCUGGAUGGUGAUGUGUGGGCGAAGGAGGUCGAGGUUGGUGGAUAUGGCAACGGCCAGUUCGAAAUGACGACCAACACCGACGAGAACGUCUUCGUCGAAAAUGGCAUGCUAGUCAUCAAACCCACCCUCCAAGACCCCGAGCUUAUGACCACGAACAACGUGAUCAACCUCACCCGCUCCGGCCUCUGCACCACGACCGGCUGGUCCAACUGCAUCACCUCCACCAACACCACCAACGGCACCGUCGUCAACCCCGUCAAAUCCGGCCGCAUCAACACCAAGAAAUCCGCCUCGAUCCAGUACGGCAAAGUCGAAGUCGUCGCCAAACUCCCCAUCGGCGACUGGAUCUGGCCCGCCAUCUGGAUGCUGCCGGUGAAAGACACCUACGGCCCUUGGCCUACUUCGGGAGAAAUCGACAUUAUGGAGUCCCGCGGCAACAACUACUCCUACCCGGAAGGCGGCAACAACAUCGUCUCCUCCACGCUCCACUGGGGGCCAGAUAGCGACAAUGACGCCUGGUGGCGCAACAACAACAAGAAGAAAGCCCUGCACGCCGCGUGGGGCGACGCCUUCCACACGUACGGCCUGGAGUGGAGCGAGAAGUACCUCUUCACCUACAUCGACUCCACGCUUAUGCAGGUCAUGUACUCAGACUUCAACCAGCCGUUCUGGCAAAAAGGGCAUUUCCCCGAGGCCAACGACAACGGGACGACGUUUGUGGAUCCCUGGAGCCAGACGGCGAGGGAUAGCACGCCGUUCGAUCAGGACUUUUACCUGGUGUUGAAUGUGGCGGUCGGGGGCACGAACGGGUGGUUCCAGGACGCCGAGGCCGGGAAGCCGUGGGUGGAUGCUAGUCCGAGUGCGAAGAGGGAUUUUUGGCUGGCGAGGGAGCAGUGGUUGCCGACGUGGAAGGAGGGCGGGGGGAGGAUGGAGGUGAGGAGUGUGAAGAUGUGGCAGCAGAAGGGGUGGAAUGGGUGCUGA
Saxophila tyrrhenica is the source of this 1527-nucleotide messenger RNA. RefSeq lists its product as uncharacterized. Bases 1 to 1527 code for a protein of 508 amino acids. The transcript has 2 exons. Gene Ontology annotation, biological process: carbohydrate metabolic process. Gene Ontology annotation, molecular function: hydrolase activity, hydrolyzing O-glycosyl compounds. NCBI's taxonomy places the organism in Eukaryota, Fungi, Ascomycota, Dothideomycetes, Mycosphaerellales, Extremaceae. The record is from RefSeq and is a predicted model, not a curated record.